Zerene cesonia (dogface butterfly) is the source of this 2822-nucleotide messenger RNA. It is a transcript of the gene Fbxl7, whose product is annotated as F-box/LRR-repeat protein 7. Lineage: Eukaryota; Metazoa; Arthropoda; Insecta; Lepidoptera; Pieridae. Gene Ontology annotation, molecular function: protein binding. Bases 212 to 1483 code for a protein of 423 amino acids. The transcript is spliced from 8 exons. The record is from RefSeq and is a predicted model, not a curated record.
CAGCCAGUUGUAAAGCGACUUUUAGGGUCAACAUUCGUUUUAUAGCGACCCCGCGCGACAAAUUCCUAUUUUAAAAUUAUGAAUGCAGAUUCAAAUUUAGAAGGCUGUGGCUGGUGUGUGUUUGUGUUGUGAUGGUGAUGUGUUUUGGAAAAUGUGGGAUAAUUUCUUCUACGCGAAGUCUGUGAGGAAAAAGUGUGGAGCUUAGGUGACCAUGUCGUCCGGAAGCUGUUCCGGGCCAGGCAUCUGCGGGGGGGCUCGGAGACGGCCGCCCCCCCCACCAGAGCCAGCUCUCUCCCUCGCAGCAGACCUGAGCGAACUGAGCCUGGACCAGGGCUACCACACGCUGGCGGACUGUGGCCCGCCGAGAAGAAGACGGGAUAAUACCCUGACUGAUGCACUGUGGUUGAAGAUAUUGUCGUAUUUGGAGGUGUCCGACCUCUGCCGAAUGUCGCGAGUAUGCCGGCGCUGGUCGAGGUUCGCCGCGCGGCUGCUGGCCCGGCCGGAUCCCUGGCGGCGGGUCCGAGCGGCCGGAUCCUUGGAAGUCGCUGCCAGGUGUGCGGGGGCCCGGUCGGGGCUGUGCGCCGCGGCAGUUAGAGAGUGGAGGAUGAAGAAUUGUGCCGUAACAGUAGCUGGGGCCCAGGUAGUCGCAGCCACAUUUAGGAACCUCACGCAUCUGGCGCUGACAGGGUCCACCAGUAUGGACGCCAGGUCGCUGGCACCGCUCAUUACGGAUCUGAUGGAUUUACGGCAUCUCGACCUGACGGGUUGUCCUAACGUGGACUGGCCAGAAUGGGCGUGGCUAGAGAGUCGCUUAGCGGCAAGAAGACCCCCCAUAGAGUACAUAGACCUGACCGACUGCAGUGGGGUGACUGACGCUGGCCUCUGCGCCCUCCUGCACACUUGUCCGACGCUGCAGUACCUGUAUUUGAGGAGGUGCACUCUAGUCACUGAUGCAGGCGUUCGGUGGGUACCUUCAUACUGUGCGUUGAAGGAACUGAGUGUGUCAGACUGCACUGGGGUCACUGACUUCGGACUCUAUGAGUUAGCCAAACUGGGCCCUGCGUUGCGAUAUCUUUCCGUAGCCAAAUGCUCACAGGUUUCGGACUCGGGGAUCCGCACGCUCGCGCGGCGCUGCUACAAGCUGCGUUAUCUGAACGCGCGCGGGUGCGGCGCGCUCGGCGACGACGGCGUGGAGGCGGUCGCGCGCGGGUGCUCGCGCCUGCGCGCGCUCGACCUCGGCGCUACCGACGUGUCUGAAGCGGGCUUGCAGAUCCUAGCCCGUUGUUGUCCUAACCUCAAAAAGUUAGCGCUUCGCGGCUGUGAGUUGGUCGGCGACGAUGGCUUGGAGGCAGUAGCGUAUUACUGCCGAGGUCUCACACAACUCAACAUACAGGACACUCCAGUCACGCUGAGAGGUUACAGAGCAGUGAAGAAGUACUGCAAACGCUGUGUCAUCGAACACACUAACCCGGGAUUCUGCUGAUCUGUGACACUUCUUAUAAUGUCUCACGCUAAGAGGCUGAAUUUGUUGAAUUAGUGUGUUGCAACGAUGAUUUAUGAAUGUAUACGAAUAUUUGAGUUAAACAGUUGUGAUGUUUUAAAUCAGUUGUAUUAUAUUCAGUGUAAGCGACGUUAGUUGAUUGAUAUUUUGUAUCUGUGGUGAGUUGACAGUUUGAAAAUGGAACUUUUUAAAAUGGUGCUUUAGAAAUUACUCGAUUGUAAAUUGUAUUUAUACAUAGGAGAUCAGCGUGUAAAAAUAAAUAUGAUUUAUUUUUAAAUGAAAUGUGUAUAUAUUAAAAUCCAAAUUUAUUGUUAACUUAGAUAAAUAUAUUAUAACAAUAACAUGAUAUAAUGUACGAUUCCUUUAACGAUGCAUUUAUUCUUGACAGAAUUAAAAGUCCACAGAUUUUAUAUUGAACUUUAUAGCAAAUUAAAACAGUCUAGCGGAAUAUAAACAAAAAAAAAAUCAUUUUUCAUUAAAUUGUACUACUACUAUAUAAUAUAAAAUAAAAUCUAAUUCUAACAGUUUAUACUUAAACCAGCUGUUUCCGUGUUCGUUUAAAGGAAAAUGCAAAAUCAUCAAGUGUAUUUUGAACCAAUAAUAAUCCAAUAUUACACCGUGAUAGGAAGUAUUUUAUCAUGGAGAGCACGAACAAGGGGUCGAUCCCCGUUCAUUCGGUUUUUUCGAAAAACCGAAAAAACAUAUUCGAGGUUCGAAUUGAUGUAAUAAUAAGUGUCAGAAUUUGAGAGGAAUAAAUGGACUUUUCAAUGCUGAUAAUAAUUAGUUUUUAUGACCAUCUAGGCGUAUCUUCUUCGAUCAUAAGGUCUUUACGUACUAUGUGUGAAAAUAUAAACGAAAACCAUAUAUUUCAAAAAGUUGUUUGACGUAAAUUUUAUGAAAAAAUAAGCCGUUUUUCAUCACAGUCUUACGAUUCCAAAUUGUUAGAAUUUUUAAGUAAGUUAUAUAUUCUAUUACUUAUGCAUUAUAUUCCAUUUCAGUUAUUGAAUAUUCAAUUACUAUUUAUAACACAUAACAUAUUGAAUUUAUUUCUACUGCCAUCUUAAUUUGUUUUCAUAGGAUAAUUCACACUUUCCAUUCAACAGAUAUCAAAUAAUUAACUUUAUAACAAGAGCCACUUUUCACCAUCUUUCAACAUCUUCAGCUUACGACGCGAUUAAAAUAAAAGUUUCGACGAUCUUAAUUAAGGAAGAUAAUACCUGACGGCUAAGAAAUUUUUCCUGACAGGAUUUGCGUUUCAAUUUGAUAAAAAAAAUAUUAGACGAAAAGGGAUCUUGUUACGGAGUUUUCUUGAUAAUUAUAC